Messenger RNA from Cryptosporidium muris RN66, 1920 nucleotides. RefSeq lists its product as uncharacterized. Gene Ontology annotation, molecular function: protein serine/threonine phosphatase activity. The coding region runs from base 1 to 1920 and encodes 639 amino acids. Gene Ontology annotation, biological process: protein dephosphorylation. The transcript has a single exon. Lineage: Eukaryota; Apicomplexa; Conoidasida; Eucoccidiorida; Cryptosporidiidae. The record is from RefSeq and is a predicted model, not a curated record.
AUGAGACUUAGUUAUUUUUCAAGAAGAUCGUUCUUAAAACUUGAUAAUAUAUGCAAUAGAUUUCAUCGACUAUAUAAAAAAAAUCAAAAUAUUGGGACUUCUGGCUUAAUCUUUAUAUUUGGGGGUACAUCAUUAUUUUGUAUAUAUAAGAAUCUAAAUGCAAAAAACUGUAUAGGGAAUAAAUACUUUAAAGCAUUAUGUGCAUCAAAUAACAAUGAAAAAGGUGAAGAUAAAAAGAUAGUAAAUUUACUUUUAAAUAAAGAUAAAGAGCAUAAAUUUAAUGUGGAAUUUGUUGGAGCUCAAGGUCCUUUUGAUAAUGAUGAACUUUGUAAGACUUUACCAGUUUUAUCUGCAAGAGCAAUACAAAUAAAUGCAAAUGAUCCAAUUGAAGAUAGAUUAAUAAUACAACGUAUGAAGUUGACAUUACAAAAUGGAAAAUUUAGGGAAUUUGUUGUAGCUGCAGUAAUUGAUGGUCAUGGAGGUUGGCAGAUAGCAGAAUAUCUGCAAAAAAAAUUUUUACAUGUAUUUCAAAAUGAGUUAUAUGAUUAUAUAGAUCAGCUAUGGGGAAAUACAAAUUUUAGUUUUGAAGAAUUAAAUGAAACUGACUUUAUUGCGUGUUUAUCAUUAUGCUUAAGAAGGUCUUAUAUGAUAUUAAAUGACGAUAUAAAAAGAAUAUUAGAACCUGUAUAUAAUAUGGGAUUUUCUAGACUAGCAUCUAUUGGUGCCUGCUUAACUGUAUCUAUAGUUACUGAUUUUGGUAUACUAACAGCAAAUUCUGGCGAUUGUUUGGCUGUUUUUUGUAAUAAAACUGGAUUAUGGUUACCCAUGAAUGAGCAACUAUCGGCAAUGAAUCCAAUUGAACAGAAAAGAUUAGAGAAAAUACAUCCAAAUGAGAUAGAUGAUUUAAUUAUAUGCAAAAAGAUAUGGAAAGAAAGAUAUUUGUUAGGGUUAUUAUCAGAAUUAAAAUAUAAAGGAUGUUAUGUAAAAGGUAUAUUACAACCUUCAAGAGCAAUCGGAGAUUUUAGAUUAAAAGAUAUGGAUUUUAAUUAUAACUGGGAUAAAGAUUUGUCAUCAUCUAAACUAACAUCAGUAUUUUCAUAUAUUUUGAAAAAUUUAGAGGAUGAGACGAAAGAUGAAAAUAAUAUUCUCAAUCAGACUAGUUUAUCUGGGACUCAUGAGCCUACAUUAGAUGAUUGUAAGGUUAUACCCAAUAAUAACUCAGAUUCCAAAGAAAUAACAAAUUCAUGUCCUUAUUCAUAUUCUUUAAUAAAUGGAAGUAAUUCUAUACAUAUGAGUAGAUCAGAUGAUCGAUUUUAUGUCAAAAACCCUCAGAGUUUUCCUUAUGUUAGAACUGAACCAAUGCUACAUCUAUUUAUGUAUAAUCAAGAAUUAACUAAAAGAUUGGAAUCUACUACUAAUACUCAAAUAAAUAAGAUAUCUAAUAAAAAUUAUGAACUAAUAUCAAAUGUUCAAAAUAAUAAAACAGACCACACUUUGUCAAUAAAUAUCAUACAACCUGAAUAUUUAAAUCCACCAUUAAGUGAGUGCAAUAGCACAGGUGAAUACAUUAAAGAAUAUGCACUGUCAAAACUUAAAAAUAUAUACCCCCCUACUUUAUCAUAUAUAGAUAGUGAUAACAAUAAUGAGAAAGAAAAAUCAAGUUAUUUGAUCCUUGGUACUGAUGGUUUAUGGGAUUUUCUUACUCCUAAAGAUACUAUGAAUAUUGUUACAAAGAGUAAAGAUAUACAGAAAAGUAUAGAAAAUUUAAUUAAAGAAGUAUUUAAAAAAGCUGGUAUUAAUAGUUUAAAAGAUCUUAAGAAUGUUAAGAAAAAAAGGAAAGUAUUUGAUGAUACAAGUAUUAUUUUGCUGAAAAUUGAUAACUCAUUUCUAAAGUUUAAUAAGCAAGCUACAACCAACUAG